AUGAAGUGCCAGAACCCCUUCUCCUUCAAGCCUUUGCAGGUCACCUUUUGGACCACGGUCACAUACCUGGCCCUCUUCAUCCCGCUCAUCUAUGUCCACGAGCAUGUCCCGGCAGCCCCGUCGGAUGGGACCUUUUAUCGCGGUCCCGAUGGCAUCAACUUGACCGAGGCAUGGCAGCAGCUUCAGAAGAUCACGGAGCACUUCCACCCCUUCAACAGUCACCAGAAUGAUGACGUGCGCCAGUAUCUGAUCGACCAGUCCAAGUUGAUCCUCAAAAGAAACAAAAUCGCAUUCUCAGUUGACAAGUGCGAUGGAACCCCAGCCACACCGGAAAACCAAUUGGACGAUGCGCCAGCUCCCCAGUCCGAGCUCGUGACUCUUUUUGACGAUGAGAUCGCCAACGUCACCAAGGUGCUGGGGAAAGAAGGCGCAUCGUAUUUUGAGGGCACCAACUUCUACAUCUAUAUCCGGGGCGCCGAGGAUUCUGAUGGCGAUUGGUGGAAUUCGGAGUCUUCUCACAAGAGAACCCAUAGAAAGGGCGGCGUGCUCGUCAACUGUCACUUUGAUUCGGUUUCCACCGGCAAAGGUGCUACUGACGAUGGCAUUGGCUGUGUUAGCAUGCUUCAGCUUCUGAGCUAUUUCACCAUCAAAGGCCAUCAACCCAGGAAUGGAAUUGUCCUGUUGUUCAACAAUGUCGAAGAAGACGGCCUUCUUGGGGCUGAGGCAUUUGGUCAGAGCCCACUCUCGCAAUUUGCCCAUACCUUUGUCAACCUCGAGGGAGCUGGAGCAGGCGGCCGCGCUAUUCUUUUCCGUGCCACCGAUCUUGAGAUCAGUCAGGCGUAUGGUAAAAGUCCUCACCCGUUCGGCUCCGUUAUUGCCGGGGACGCCUUCAAACGCGGUGCCAUUAAGAGCCGGACCGACUACGGAAUCUUCAACGACGUUUAUGGCAUGCGAGGAUUGGACAUUGCUUUCUACGCGCCGAGAUCACGGUACCACACCAAUGAGGAUGACACUCGUCACACCUCGGUCGAUAGUGUCUGGCAUAUGCUCUCUGCGGCGUUGGCGUCCACUGAGUCACUCUCACAGACCACGAGCACGAAAUUCCAUGGCGACCGACCCGAUGGCGACCAGGACAAAGUUCAAAGCGGAAGACCUACGGAUGGCGUGUGGUUCGACUUCGUGGGGCGGGCUUGGGCGACUUUUGCGCUUAGAGGGCUCUUUGCGUGGUCUCUAUCCCUUCUUGUUGCGGCGCCCUUCGUGCUGCUUGUUCUCACUUACUUGUUGUGUCGCAAGGAUAAGUAUUAUUUCUUCGCUGGUGAUAUCAAAAUUCACUCGGAGCUUAACGAGGAUCCGGUGCGGAUUGGUGGCUGGAAGGGAUUGCUCCGGUUUCCGAUAACCUUCAUCAUUGCUACUGGAAUAACCUUCGCUUUCGCCCUUUUGGUUGCUAAGGUCAACCCGCUGAUCGUUUAUAGCAGUCCCUAUUCUAUCUGGGCUAUGUCUCUCUCGAUCUUCUAUUUCGUGUUUUGGCUGCUUCUACGAGGUUCUAGCUUUGUUCGACCAACCGCACUUCAGCGUGGGUUUACACUCGUUUGGUUGUUUGCCAUAGGCUGGGGGGUUCAGGUGCUUGCCGCUGUAGCAGAGGAUAGACUGAAGCUAGGAGGAUUCUACUUCACAGUGUUCCUACAGACUGCUAUCUUCGUGGCGCUCUUUAUAUCCUUGGCAGAGCUAUUCGUCCUUCCAUCUAAGAGGGAGUUUGCCAACCAGAUUCAUGAUGCGCACAUCGCCAAUGACCAUGCACCCCCAAAUCACGGCGAGGAGGACAAUCGGGCAGCGUCUGUUUCUGCAGAGCAUCAGCAUGACGACGAGGCUGGAGAGCAGGAAAAUGAAGAUGAGACAGCUGACGCGACGGAAACGACACCUCUCAGAGCUGGUGAACAAGGCUAUGGGUCGAACAACCAAACUACAUUUGCCAGCACUUACAGGCAGUCCGUUUCCCUUCCAUCGUCAGAUUCUUCACCCAAGCCUCGUCCCCAACCUUACGGCCAUGAACAGUCUUGGUCAGGACAUCUGCCAAAUUGGACUUGGUUUAUCCAAUUUAUCGUCCUGGCUCCCAUCCCAGUGUUGAUGAUUGGUAAUGUCGGCCUGCUCGCAAUGUCGGCAUUAGGAAAUACUGGCACUGAUGGUGGCAGUCUACUUGUCCCCAUUUUGGCCAUCUCAGCCGUGUCCAUCGUGCUGCUUCUUCCUAUAACCCCCUUCAUUCACCGUGUCACCCACCAUGUACCUCUAUUCCUAUUGUUGGUAUUCAUUGCAACUCUUAUUUAUAACCUUGCGACCUUCCCUUUCUCGGUUAACAACCGAUUCAAGUUCUAUUUCCACCAGGUUGUCGACUUGAACGAUGAUACCAAUACAGUUUCACUCUCCGGUCUGAAUCCGUUCAUUCACAAUGUUGUUUCGAGUUUGCCAAGCACCGCCAAUCAAAAACUCAAUUGCAGCCCAGGAGGAAGAGGCAAAAACUCGCAUGUAUGCCGCUAUGAUGCUUCUUCUUUGCCUCUCAACUUAGUGAGCGGUGUGAAAGUAGAGGAGCUCCUCAAGGUUACAGUCCCCGAGUCUUUUGAUGGGUCAUCCGUUGACGUGGUGGUCGAUGCUGUGGACUCACGUCUCUGUUACCUGGAAAGUUCCAUUCCCAUUUCAGGAUUCACAGUUGAGGGCGCAGGGCCUUUACAGGAGCGCUUCGGAGGGAAAAUACAAGACAGUGGUGUGAAACGAAUCGACUUAUGGCGACGGGACCGGAGCAGGCCCUGGAAAUUGAACCUGAAGCUUAAAGCCAAGGAGCUUUCGGAGGAGGCUAGCGAGCAUGAAGAUCCAACAGCAGAUGACCGAGACGAGCUCAAACUCCGAGCCGAGACAAAUGCUCUCGCAGAUGAUUCAUUGGUUGUGACUAUUCGCUGCGCAUACAGCGACGCAAACGAGCCUACGACAAUCCCAGCCCUAACUGAGCUUCAUCGGUACAUGCCCCCGUGGGCCGCAGUCACCAAAUUUUCAGCAGGACUCGUGGAGAUACAAAAGAAUUUCACAAUUCGGAGCGCUGGUGGCCAGGAGUGA
Messenger RNA from Clonostachys rhizophaga, 3102 nucleotides. Lineage: Eukaryota; Fungi; Ascomycota; Sordariomycetes; Hypocreales; Bionectriaceae. The record is from the annotation of a GenBank genome assembly.